AUGACUAUUGAUCAAAUGCAUAUUGAACAACGGGGUGAGGAAAUUCUCAAUGUUUUCAGCACUGCUUUUGAAGCUCUCCUAGCUGCCGACCCGGCUGCCUUCGAGGUCAAAUUCCGGAAGAUGGCUGCCUCUGCAUUUGCCUUCUACCGCGGCAGUGCCUGUCUGUUUUACCACGACUUGACACAAAACAAGCAUGACGACCAAUAUCUGGACGACCAAACCAGUCGGAUUUGGAUCCACGGCGACUUGCACGCAGAGAACUUUGGCACAUACAUGGACUCCGAAGGCAGAUUGAUAUUCAAUGUCAACGACUUCGACGAAGCAUACAUUGGCCCUUUUACUUUUGAUGUCAAGCGUUUGGCUGCGUCGAUUGCCUUGAUUGGGUACGCAAAGGCCCUGAGUGAUGAACAGAUUACCACCCUUGUCCGAGCAUUCGCUACCUCCUACUGCAAGCAAAUACGUACACUGGCUGCCAAUGAUACCACAGAGGAGGAAUUACGUUUCACCAUAGACACAGCAAAGGGUCCACUCCUUGAAGCAUUACGCUCAGCUCGUACGCAGACCCGGUUCGGGUUACUGGAUUCUAUGACGGAAAUCCGUGAUUCGGAACGACGGUUCAUUCGAGGCGGCGGUGCUGUCGAGCUCAACGACGAAACGAGGGACAAGAUUGGAGCCGCCUUCAACGGAUAUCUGAAAACGCUUCCGGAACCAAGGAACAACCGUCCUGCCUCCUGCCAGGUCAAAGACAUCAUCGGCCGUCGGGGUGUCGGUAUCGGUUCCGCUGGCCUUCCGUCGUACAACAUUCUGCUUGAAGGAAAUACCGAGGCUUUGGAAAACGAUGUCGUGAUUUAUCUCAAGCAGUCGCAGGCUUCCGCUGUCUCUCGCCAUGUCACCAACAGUGCAGCCCGGGACUACUUUAUCCACGAGGGUCAUCGGACGGUGAUGUCGCAGCGUGCUCUCCAGGCCCAUGCUGAUCCAUGGCUCGGGUGGACUGAGAUGGAUGGAGCAGGCUUACUGGUAGCUGAGGUUUCUCCCUAUGCGGUAGACCUUGCCUGGUCAGACAUCAAUGACCCAGAGCAAAUGAUCGCGGUCGUUACCGAUCUGGGCCGGGCUACGGCAAUGAUGCAUGCAGCUGGGGACGAUGAAAGCAGUCACUCAACCCUGGUCCAAUUCUCUACAGAAAAGGCCAUUGAUACUGCCAUUGGGGUAGAUGGGGAGGGAUUCUCGCAAUUUGUGGUCGACUUCGCGCAUACUUAUAGUGCUCAGGUGCGACGGGACCACCAGAUCUUUGUUGAUUUGUUCCGCAACGGCCGCAUCCAGGGGCUGUCUGUCAAUGGCCUCAAUUAA
Aspergillus caelatus is the source of this 1347-nucleotide messenger RNA. Its product is annotated as DUF2252 domain-containing protein. Bases 1 to 1347 code for a protein of 448 amino acids. The transcript has a single exon. The record is from RefSeq and is a predicted model, not a curated record. NCBI's taxonomy places the organism in Eukaryota, Fungi, Ascomycota, Eurotiomycetes, Eurotiales, Aspergillaceae.